GCACUAUAAAAAAGUUAGUUAAUUAAUUAUUUUUUAGUUUAUUUUUCUUAUUUACGUUUAAUUAUUAAUUUUAUAAAAAUAUAUGUACGUGACAGCGCAAUUUAGAGACUGGGCAACUUGAGCCCAUCCCGGAUAGCUGGAUGGAUACUCACCAUAAAUCAGGCACAGAGUGGGUGACAGAGACAGCCAAAAAUACUUGGGAGGAAUUGCGUGCAUAUCGCGACACACAGCAGACACAGACAACUGAUACUGAGAGUUCCACACCAGUUUCGAGUGCGCCUGAAGAUGAAGACAUAUCUUUGGUACAAAUUGUCUUCGGAAAACGACAGGGCCACCAGAAAGGAUAUGGACGUAUCCUUAACAUAAGGGACCGAACUCCAUUUGAUUUUCGUCCUUCACAAACUAGAGAUGAAGAGAUGUUUGAGAUGAGAGAGCGUCUUCGUCAGUUAGAGGAGCAUGUCCGGACUCAUUGUAUCACCUCGGGAUCUCAAUGUGCCCCACCACCACCCGAUGAUCCCGAUGUUGGAGCACCGACUCAGUAGGACUUAUGUAUGAAUUUUAUUACAAUGGACUAUUACAUUAUCAUGUUUAAGACAACUCUUUAUUUUGAUUCAGCAAACAUACUCUUAUGUUUUUAUUUAUAUGUUUAA
Messenger RNA from Humulus lupulus (European hop), 650 nucleotides. RefSeq lists its product as uncharacterized. Lineage: Eukaryota; Viridiplantae; Streptophyta; Magnoliopsida; Rosales; Cannabaceae. The transcript has 2 exons. Bases 141 to 542 code for a protein of 133 amino acids. The record is from RefSeq and is a predicted model, not a curated record.